This is a messenger RNA of Paraphaeosphaeria sporulosa, 2387 nucleotides long. Its product is annotated as Mis6-domain-containing protein. The transcript has 9 exons. The record is from RefSeq and is a predicted model, not a curated record. Gene Ontology annotation, cellular component: nuclear body; cytosol; kinetochore. Lineage: Eukaryota; Fungi; Ascomycota; Dothideomycetes; Pleosporales; Didymosphaeriaceae. The coding region runs from base 60 to 2201 and encodes 713 amino acids.
GAGCACUCUUCAACGGCUGACCGCCCAUCUGACUGCGUGCAUGAAGAGAGUCCGGCGUGAUGCCUUCCAUAGCCGAGCACGAACGGCCCGCCAGCUUGCACGACGCGCUAGAAGCAUUGGAGAGAGCUUCCAACACCCCCGCAAAGCAGCGAUCUGUCAAAGUUUCGAGCAUUGUUGAUGUGGUUUGCCGCCAUGCCUUUGAUGUGGGACUGGACCAAGACGCCCUCCGGACUGUGGUACAGAUCACGUCUGUCAAGACCGAGCUGGACCAGACAAGUGUCACCACCCUCAUCAAAAAUCUCUAUCCUGCUCAGCGGGUACCCUCGGAUGCUGUAGUCACCAUUGUCGGCGCUCUUGGACAGGGCAAAGGCAAGCCCUCCCCUGGCUCCCAGAACGGUUUCGUCAAGUGGCUCAUAACUGUCCACGAGAUUAUGGAGGAUCCCAGCAUCCUGUCGCGUCUGUACGGUGUCUUGUUCGGGCUACUCGAUUCGAUAAGCAUCAGAACGUCGUUGUGUCAUCUGCUUUCUUUGAUAACUCUCCGCAAGCACGUGAAACCUUUCAGGAUCGAACAGCUACUGGAGCUCGCCCGUGGUCUCGGUAACGAGCCUGCUCUUCAAGGCCUUCUCCGCGUUUACAAGGAUUACUACCCCGAAAUUAUUCUCGGGAGUACAUCCGCAAGCCGGAACUCAUUUCCCCCAGCACCUGAUAUCGAGUGGCGCUCAAGGAUCUUGGCAAUACAAGAACGAGCUACAGCAGCAGAAGAGCCUGGGUUUGAGACACGGAAUGGCUUCAAGGUCGCGAGGACAGGCAGAAAGAGAGUCAAGACUUCGGCAAUACCAGACGUUCACACCUUUCACGCCAACGAGACUUCGGUGACACUCGAGGGCAUCGACAAUGUGGAAGACUUUGUUGAGAAGCUAGAGGUGUUCGAGGUCCCCGGGCAGAUGGUCUCGUUCCUCACCGAUCCACUUCUACAAAAAUUCGUCGAGCUAAGCGGCUCACCAAUCAUUACAAAACGGAUCCAGCUAUGGCUGUCAAUGUGCCUUGAAGAUCAAUACAAUGCAAUUAAAGAGGAUUCGGUGGAUUGGCGCUACUUUUCCGACAUCCUUGAUGGCUUGCUCAAGCAUGCACAGUACACAAAGAAGCUGCUCCCGAUUGUGCAGACAUUUCUAAAAGAGUACCUGCUUGUUUGGGACGGCGUGCAGAAUGUUGAUAUCAUUCUCAACCUAUUGUCCUAUCUUCCAAUACACCCUUUCGCAGAUGCACGUGUAACCUACCUACAACCACUCGAGCGUUGCAUCCUACCUCACGGCCUCCAAGCAUGCGAACGCCUUAUCGAAUUCUACGCCUCGCUCUUUCGUCAGUGGUCAAACCAAGCAUCCCCCCAACCCUCCCACUCCAGCUCUUCCCUUGCACACCCCGAUCAACGCGCUCUGCACGAUCUUGCCACACAUGUCUCGAUUCUCUCUUCAUCGUUACUCCUUUCGCUGUCAUCCGGCUCUUCGUCCGCCACCAGCAUGGUGUCUACCAUCCUAACAUUCUACGAGCAACUCUCCACGAUAUCUACACCGCACCACAUUCCCAUCGUCCUUCCUCCAAUAUCCCUCAUCUACCUCCUUACCAUGGAACCCAGCACGACUACUUUUGCCCGCGUGGCCGGCAUUAUCGCAAACUACAGACACGCUUUCAGCGCUCACCCCGCCCCAAUACAAAUCUACUACCCAGAAAAGAUGACCAGUUCUUUCAACACUGCCCUACGCGAUUUGUACCACUUGCUCUGGAUGUCGAAAGCCCUUAUCGCCGAACCUCCAAAGUCCGUGGGCCUGUACUGCGCGCCUGAGCUAAGCAACGCUCUACACACGUACCUUACACAAGCAGACCGCGAAUACAAUAUCAGGACCGCAUUCAAUAUAUCAAACAACCCACUUCUAGCGUCGAUAUCGCUGGCUGCAUGGGUCGCCAUCGAGAACGAGGAAAUCGAAAAGGAAGGUUACGAUCCCGACGCCAUUACGCGGCACGCCGGCCCCGUGAGCCAACGGAAGCUGGAGAUGCUGAAAGCGGCUGGAGGCGUGAAUGUCGAUUGGGAUGCGUACCGGGUGCGCGUGCUCAAGUGGAUGGAGGAGAGGGGUUUGGCGGGCCCGAAGGAGUUCAUGUUUGCGGCGUCCAAUCAGCUGAAGGCAAAGUAUGGGGGAGAGCUAUAGGGUCAAUUGGUUGAUGAGCGUUAUCAGCGUCACCCUGCGGUGGAAAAUACUAGCGAAGCUAGAGAGCUUGACAUACAAUACCCAUAUCUUUCUGUUUGCAUAGGCCUACUCCUUCCACACUACACUCCUGGGCAUGCGGAAGAAGAGUGGUUAGAGUACAUGUCUUUCUGUCGGUGCUAAAAACAG